Papaver somniferum (opium poppy) is the source of this 1730-nucleotide messenger RNA. Its product is annotated as protein DETOXIFICATION 27-like. Gene Ontology annotation, cellular component: membrane. The transcript has 8 exons. Bases 89 to 1582 code for a protein of 497 amino acids. Gene Ontology annotation, biological process: xenobiotic detoxification by transmembrane export across the plasma membrane. Lineage: Eukaryota; Viridiplantae; Streptophyta; Magnoliopsida; Ranunculales; Papaveraceae. Gene Ontology annotation, molecular function: xenobiotic transmembrane transporter activity; antiporter activity. The record is from RefSeq and is a predicted model, not a curated record.
UCUACACUAACCAAAAUGUCUAGAAGAGCCGAGAGACUAGAAAUGAAAUAGAUCAGAGUAGCAAAUUGGUGAGUAAUUAUCAAGAAAAAUGAAAGACUACGAAAGAGGAGGUGGAGAGAAAAGGAUAAACGUUCCUUUACUAGAAGAAAAUUCAUCACCGGCGACUACACUGCAAUUGUAUCAUCAUGAUGAUAUACAAGAUGAUUUACUGAGUAGAGUUUGGAUUGAGUCAAAGAAGUUAUGGCAUAUUGUUGGUCCAACUAUCUUUAGCCGCAUAGCUUCUUAUUCAAUGUUCAUCAUUACCCAAGCUUCUGCUGGUCAUCUGGGUAACCUUGAGCUUGCUGCAAUUGCCCUUUCCACCACUGUCAUUGUUGGUUUUUGCUUCGGCUUAUUGUUAGGAAUGGCGAGUGCACUAGAGACAUUAUGUGGCCAAGCAUACGGAGCUAAACAAUACCAUAUGUUGGGAAUUUACAUGCAGCGUUCAUGUGUUGUUUUGACUAUCUGUGCAAUCUUACUUCUGCCGCUUUAUAUAUUCACUACACCAAUUCUUAAACUCCUAGGACAACCAGAUGAUAUAGCUGAGCUAGCAGGCUUAGUGACAAUUUGGUUGAUUCCACUGCAUUUUGCCUUGGCUUUACAAUUCCCUUUACAAAGAUUUCUCCAGAGCCAACUUAAGACACCAAUAAUUGCUUGGGUAUGUUUGGGUGCCCUACUGUCUCAUACUUUCCUGAACUGGUUAGUCGUUCACAAACUUGGUUUUGGUGUUAUUGGAGUUGCUGCUUUGUCAAAUGUUUCAUGGUGGGCUAUAGUUCUGGGAUUGUUUUCUUAUAUUGUUGGUGGUGGUUGUCCUGAAACUUGGACUGGUUUUUCUAUGGAAGCUUUUUCUGAUCUUUGGGGGUUUUUCAAACUCUCUGUGGCUUCUGGUAUCAUGUUAUGUUUGGAGAAUUGGUACUACAGAAUACUGGUUUUAAUGACUGGGAACUUGAACAACGCUACGGUUGCUGUCUCAGCUCUUACAGUCUGUAUGAGCAUAAAUGGAUUGGAGAUGAUGGUUCCACUUGCUUUCUUCGCUGCAACUGGAGUAAGGGUUGCAAACGAGCUUGGAGCAGGGAAUGGAAAAGCUGCAAAAUUUGCUUCCAAAGUUUCAGCAAUUACAUCUUUAAUAAUAGGGAUAUUCUUUUGUUCUUUGAUAAUGAUUUUUCAUGAGAAGUUGGCAAUCAUUUAUACCACGAGUGACGUUGUCCUCCAAGCAGUUGACAACCUUGCAAUCCUCUUGGCCUUCACCAUUCUCCUCAACAGCAUUCAGCCUGUCCUCUCAGGGGUAGCCGUUGGCUCAGGGUGGCAAGCCUCAGUAGCUUACAUUAACAUCGGCUGCUAUUACAUUAUCGGACUUCCGCUUGGAGCUUCACUUGGAUGGUUUUUCCAUCUUGGUGUUCGAGGUAUAUGGAGUGGGAUGAUAGGUGGUACCGCAAUUCAAACAUUGAUAUUGAUCAUAAUCACUAUGAGAUGUGAUUGGGAUAUGCAGGCUCAAAAUGCAAGCUCGCGGAUGAAUAGGUUGUCAAAUUCAUCAGGCAAACCAUAAAAGCAGCGUUGCUGAUUGAGACCAACCAGACCACCGCAUUUGAUGGUAGGCCACUAUAUAAGGCUAAGGUCCCCUUAAUUGGAGCAAUUUUUAUUGUACUUUUGAAGGUAUUAUUGGUAUCAUAUAUGGCAAACAGGAUCUCACUUGG